AUGAAAUUUCCGUCUCGCAGCGUCGAGAUAGCGUACCGCGCGCUCAACGGCCACAUUCGACUUGCACGGCGGUUUGGGCCGCGUCGAGUGGAAGACGACGGGCAUGAGCGAAUACCAUGCUACGUUAAGGCUUUCCGAUACGGACGGGAGGUUCUGUCCACCUUCGAGGGUUGGAGUGUUUCCAACUCGGUAUCGGGUUCAGUGGGCCUUGACGUCGGUUUCAUCAAGGACUACCUUAAAACAAGUCUAGGCAUCAACUACUCUAGGACCUGGACAACGGCCACGACUGACCAGUACUCGACUCUUGUCAAGAACGGUAACGCUGGCGUCUGGUUCACCCAGCCAUAG
Messenger RNA from Colletotrichum destructivum, 348 nucleotides. RefSeq lists its product as uncharacterized. The record is from RefSeq and is a predicted model, not a curated record. Lineage: Eukaryota; Fungi; Ascomycota; Sordariomycetes; Glomerellales; Glomerellaceae. The transcript has a single exon. Bases 1 to 348 code for a protein of 115 amino acids.